UUUUUUCAACUUCUUUAAUGUAAUAACCGUCAGCGAUUUGCAACAAACCAUACGAAGCCAAAUCUGAAAGCAGAACGAUGGCCACAGAAACCCCUUGUACUCCUAAUGAUUCUCACAGCAAGAGUAAAGAUUUGGAUGAAGAGCUUAGUCGAUCAGACUUCUGUCUGGAAAAAUCAAAGGACGAUGAAAAUCCUGACAUCUACAAAAUGAAGCCUUCUUCGACGAGGAAACGUCAGCGAAGAAUUAACUCAGAUGAUGAAGACGAAAUCGACAAAAUCGAUCGCACACCAGGAUUCGAUGCAUUAAAAGGACGUGCUACAGCUGUUAGGAAAAAUCUAGAUGAAGCUUUAGGAAAAACCGAAGCAGAAGAUGAGAAUGCUGAAAUCACUGACAUUAGUGAUUCAGAUGGAGAACGUAGCACCAGUGAGUCAGACUCAGACAAUGAUGGAACAGAACAUUCCGGCUUACAAACGAAGAGAUCAAGAAGGAAGAGCACACGUGGAAAUGUAUUGUCACCAGAAUUCUAUGGCACAGCCAGUGCUAAAAAGGCGAAGUGGGAGAAAGCUCUGGAAGCACUGAGAAAAAAAAGAGAAAGGCAAGCUGGAGGACUUUCAGGAAAAACAUCUUCAGAUGAUGACUAUGAUAACGAAGGCUCUGUGUCACCCAAGUUUUUCAAAAACAACUUAAUAGAUGAUACUAUUGAAAGAGAUCAAGGAGAGGUAGAGGAAGAGGAAGAAGAUUUAGGAUCAGAUCUGGAUGACUUUAUAGUUGAAGACUCUCAGAGCCAGGAGUUGCCUGUCUUUGCCAAGCUAGAAUUGGAAGAAGCAUAUAAACGACUUGCGCAAAUGUUCUUGAGCAGUAUUUUGGAUCCAGAUUUUCCAUCAUUAUUACAAGACACACAAGAUCCUUACUUUGAAGAAGCCAAGGAUACUAUUGAAAGAGUCAUAGAAAGCAAGAAGAAUCUUGUUGGCAGCACUACAUGGAAUAAAUUCAAGAAAAUGCUAGAAAGUUGCAGUAUUCUUGAAAGUGAAGCUAUUAAACCAAUGAUAGAGGCAGCCAGGUGUCAGGCCUGCCGGAGAAAACAACGGAAUUUGACGCAGCACAUAAUGUUUUUUUCAGCAGACUGCAAUGGAGUAAAAGAGCUCCCUUUAAAAAUGGAAUUUUCAGUUGGCUGUUUUUGCGCUGAGCGAGGAUCAUUAUAUCAUGAUCUACAUCAUCAUAACUCUCAACUGAAGCAAAGUUGUGCUGAAAAGAUAAAUAAAGUGAGAGAAGCCAUGGGAAAUGAAAGCGACCAGAACAUUGUUGAGUGCUGCAUAAACGAUGAAGAAUGGCUAAAUGUACUUUUUACAACGUUCAAGGCACUUCUAAAUAAAGCAGACAAAUGGGCUGAGGACGGGGAAAAGAGAAAACAGAUGAAAGCAUAUUGCGCCAGCUUUCACUGACUCCGGCUGAACUGAAUAGAACGUUUGUAGUCAUAUAGUGGGCUCUUAAAAACGCAGUCGGUGACUGCUUAAACUCGAUCCCGCGGGGAGAAAGUUUAGGGUGGACCAGAGAAGCCCAGUUCAGACUGCAAUUAUUAAUAAUUUCAGAAAAUAAUAAAUAAAAAAAUUAAUUCAUUGAUCUUCUUUUUGAAGACAUAAAUGUACUUAUUUGUUAGUAUCUAAACCUGUAUAUCAGAUGUGUAAACGUUAAGUUAUGAAGAGAAGUUUUACAAUUAUUUUUAUGCCUCAAAAAAUUGUUUAACUGUUUUUUAGGGCACCAGUAACCUAUUUAUCGAAAGAAAUGUUUUUUUUUAAUGUCCUCAAGUAGUGGUAAUUUAUGUAAUGUUAUGGAAAUUUGUGAUAUUGUUAUAAAAGCAGAAUUUCCUGUAAUAACAAGGACAACACUAGCGAGGCUAUUAAAAUGUUUUAUGUAUACUUCAUAAUGGUCCUGUCUGCCAAUAUGUGUUAAUAAAGGUCUAUCUUCCCUUA
Messenger RNA from Orbicella faveolata, 1970 nucleotides. RefSeq lists its product as uncharacterized. Gene Ontology annotation, cellular component: nucleus. The record is from RefSeq and is a predicted model, not a curated record. NCBI's taxonomy places the organism in Eukaryota, Metazoa, Cnidaria, Anthozoa, Scleractinia, Merulinidae.